Diospyros lotus (date-plum) is the source of this 1434-nucleotide messenger RNA. RefSeq lists its product as uncharacterized. The coding region runs from base 1 to 1434 and encodes 477 amino acids. NCBI's taxonomy places the organism in Eukaryota, Viridiplantae, Streptophyta, Magnoliopsida, Ericales, Ebenaceae. The record is from RefSeq and is a predicted model, not a curated record. The transcript has 9 exons.
AUGUUGCUGCACAAUUUGCUUUUCUACUUUGAGAAUAGCAAAAUAGAAUUAGAAAAAGAAGUUGACCCAGACAAGUACACAUACUUGGACAUGCUAGAGACAUGCUCAAAACAGCUAGAUAUAUAUACUGUUGGGAUGCACAUCAUGUAUGGGGAUGAGAUGCGGGUUACAUGUGAUGCUGAUUUGCUUCAAAUGUUUCAAGGAAGUCAUAAUGAAAUGAAUAUUCAUAUCUUUGUGUACGAGGAUAAGUCAACACGCCCAGUUUCCUUCAAGUUACCAAAACAUAUCGAAGGAUCAGAAAAAGAAAUAGAAAAUCAAAGUCAUGAUGGUUUAGGCCGUAUUGAACGCACUGGGAAAGAAAGACAAAAUCAGUCAACUAAUGAUUUCCAAUGUCUUCCAGACAAUACACUAAUUGAUAAAACUGCACCACAGCCUAAUGAAGUCGAACCGCAUCCACAUCAAUCACCAAUAAAAAAGAAAGGACGAGUGGAAAAUGAUGACAAACAGAGAAGAGUUCGAGGAAUGAACAAGAACAAGAGAGUUGCAGCUCUGAAAAAUGAUGACCAACUAGAAGUAACUUUCUACAAAAAUCGAGCUGUUGGACCUAAUCAUGAGGCUUUUUCAAGACACUUGGGACGGAUUGUUCGUGAUUUUAAUAUUUGUUCUGUUAGAGUUCAUAGUUGGAAGGAAAUUGGAGAACAAGAGAAGAGCCACAUGUGGGCUGCAAUUAAGGAGAAGUUUAAAAAUGAUAAUAUGGAGGAUCACCGUAAAGAUGCACUUUGUCACAUGCGUUCCUUGUGGAAUAAUUGGAGGUCCUUAUUGAAUAGAAAAUAUAUCAAACCGUACAAUAGUGUACAAGACAUUCUAAAGAAAAAACCCAUUGAGAUCCAAGAUCAAGAAGAUUGGGAAUGGCUUGUCAAAAAUCAUUUUCAAGCUUCAUCCUUCAAGGAAAAAAGUGAAAGAAAUUCGAAAAAUAGAAAGCAGCCACGCAUGCCCCAUAGGACCGGAAGCAAACCAAUGCGAGAGAUUGCAUACCAAAUGGGAGGCAAAAAUGGUCAUGAACCCAAUUUAGCAGAAAUGUGGUUUUCAACUAGGAAGAAAGGUGAGAAGUUGGUGGAGCCGAAAGAACAAGAAACAUAUGAUCAACUAGUUCAAACCAUCCAAUCGAAUCCUGAAAUGUCAAAUCUUGAAAUUAUUGAGACUUGUUUUGGCCCCCAAGUCAAGAAUCAUGUUCUUUUGUAUGGUGGUGGGGUGAGACCUAAAGAAUUAAAACUUGCAUCUUCAAGCAAGAAUGAACUGGAAGAAGAGAACAAGAUGCUUAAAGACCGGGUGAAAGCUCUAGAAGAUGCAUUUAAAGAAUUUAUGCAAUUUAGGAGUCAAGAUCAACCUUCUACAUCUCAAUCUAUUGAGGUCAAUGAGGCAACAAGACUCUAA